AAUACUCGUAGUAGGCAGCACUGCCUGUUUGUGACGGAUGGUCGAAGAGGCAUUUUCGUUCGUGCGAGUUUGGGGAGUGUAAAAAUUUAACGUAAACUAAACCAAUUUCGGCGCAGCUUCCAAAUUACCAGUGCUUGGAUAGAGUGAAGAAUUUGUUUUCGAAAGGGUUUCGGUGUUGAAAUUUGUAGACAUGGGCUCAAAAGAUGGAACCGUCCAGAAGGGGCUGCAGUCCGCUUUGCGAGAAAACAUUCCUUCGAGUGAAGAGGAAGAGCAACACAAACGUCGCGAAUCGGUUCUGGAGCUAAAUGGCUACAUCGUACAGGAAACCAUCGGAACCGGAGCGUUUUCGAAUGUGAAGAAAGCCUUCUCAAAGAGCCUAAAUCAUCCGGUUGCCGUUAAGAUCAUUUCCAAGCAGAAAGCGACCAAAGAUGUCCUGGAUAAGUUCCUGCCUCGAGAGAUUGAGCUGGUUCGGAAUUUGAAACAUGCAAAUUUGAUCCGCUUCCAUGAGUGUAUCGAAACAACCUUGAGAUUCUACAUCGUAAUGCAGUAUGCCGAAAAUGGUUCCCUGUUGCAGCUGAUUAAAAAAGAAAAGUACCUUUCCGAAGAGCGUUCCAAAUCGUUCUUCACUCAGCUGAUCAGUGCCGUGGAGUAUAUUCACGGCAUGGGAGUAGUCCAUCGUGAUAUCAAGUGUGAGAACAUUGUCUUCGACAAAAGCUUCACGCUGAAAUUGAUUGAUUUCGGAUUCGCCAGAGGGAACAUGCAACCGGUUCUGGCCGGUGGCAAGAUAAAACCGGUACUGUCGAAGACCUUUUGCGGAAGCCAUGCGUAUGCCAGUCCGGAAAUAUUGAAGUCUGUGCCAUACCAACCGCAGCUGUCUGAUAUUUGGGCAGUUGGAGUAGUGCUGUACACAAUGGUAAUUGGACGGUUGCCUUUUUCCAACGAAACGAAUGUAAAUGUUCUUAUUAAGCAAGUUUCGGCUGGACCCAAAUUUCCCAAGGAUCGUUGCAUUAGUGACGAAUGUAAGAACAUGAUCCAAAAAAUUUUGCGGCCUGUGAACGAGAGAAUAUCAAUCGAGGAAAUGCGCCGUCAACCUUGGCUUACAGAAAAUGAUUCCGGAUACGAUGAUACAGGUAUUGAGAAAAGGUAUGACAAAAAAAUGAAACUGGACAACAGCUCCAGUGAUGGCAGCGAUGGAAGCAUCCGAGUGACUAUCAACAACAAGUCCUACAAUCCUUCUCCUGGUAACCACGAUGGCCAUAGCUGUACGACUUCGAGAAAUGUACAACAACAAAAGCAGCCAGUGCAGCAUUGAAUUCGAUUGUUAAUAUUUUGACGGUGUCAAAAUUUGUUGUUAUUUUCUUUUGUUUUUAUUAUACGAAACAUUUGUUUCGAUUUUUGACUAAUAGCGGGAAACAACGAAGAGAACUAAAUUUUUACAUAAUCCAUUCAAGGGAUUUUCCUUCGUGCAAAUGUUUGGUGUAUAUGUUAGAAAUUAGUUGUCUGAUUUGAUAACUUUUUAUUCUACAUCCACGUAUCUUUUGAUGAAAUCUUGAAUAUGAUACCUUUUCUAGGUACGGUGGACUGUUACGAGUUUUCCUCGAAUGUAACCUAUUAAUUUUCAAUUUGAGUAAUGGUGUGUCCAAAGAGAGAUAAUAAAACACAUUGUAUUUUAUAUCACUUUUAA
Messenger RNA from Aedes aegypti (yellow fever mosquito), 1684 nucleotides. RefSeq names its product testis-specific serine/threonine-protein kinase 3. The transcript is spliced from 4 exons. Gene Ontology annotation, cellular component: cytoplasm. Bases 191 to 1312 code for a protein of 373 amino acids. The record is from RefSeq and is a predicted model, not a curated record. Gene Ontology annotation, biological process: intracellular signal transduction; protein phosphorylation; microtubule cytoskeleton organization. Gene Ontology annotation, molecular function: protein serine/threonine kinase activity; tau-protein kinase activity; ATP binding. NCBI's taxonomy places the organism in Eukaryota, Metazoa, Arthropoda, Insecta, Diptera, Culicidae.